CGCAAACUGUUCGUGCACUUAAUAAACUAGUCAGGUCCUUAUCGUCUUCCUAAUCGUUUAUUGAUAGAUACGUUACGAACGUAUUUGUUAUUGCGUGGCAAUUAAACAUUUUACAUUACGAUAUACGAGUAUAAUAUCCAUUUCCAUUCCGGUGAACUUUGAAGUUUAGAGAGGCUUCGGAAUUCAGUCGAUUGUCGACCACAGUGAGUGACCAAAGACCGAAAUUAUUAAGAUUAUAUUUUUCGAAUAAAAUGGGAGGCGUAUGGAGCUGGAGAGGAUCGAAUCGAACGGGAAGAACGGACGAUCCCGAUCCCACCACGGGUCUAACAUCCAGAGAUAGAUACCUCAUCAAAUCCACCUGGGCCAACAUCAUGGAAUCACCUACAGACAACGGCGUUGCUUUACUCGUUUUAUAUUUCGAGAAAUUCCCGGACGCAAAGGGAGUGUUCCCGUUCAAAGACGUACCGACGGCGGAAUUGUCCACUAACGCGAGAUUCCGGGCUCACUGCAAUUCUGUGAUAUACGCCGUCGCCUCCAUUGUAGAUUCGGUAGAUAACAUCGAUUUGUUGGUGCCGAUUUUGGAGAAGGUCGGUCGAUCGCACGCUCCUCGAAAUGUCACAAACGAACUAUUCAUGCAAUUGAAGGAAACUAUGUUGGAAUUGUUCGGGAAAAUUAUGAAAAAGGAGGAAGUCGAAGCGUGGAAGAAAGCUUUAGAAGUUGUUUUUACUGUAAUUACCAAAGCUCUGGCGGACAACUAACAUUUAAUUACGUAUAUCAUUUUUCCAAUUAAUAUUACGUAUUUUUUAUUAAUAUUUUGUACUAUUUUAAACUCCACUAACCAAUAUGUCGUGUAUAAAUUACUCAAAAUCUUGU
Phyllotreta striolata is the source of this 873-nucleotide messenger RNA. Lineage: Eukaryota; Metazoa; Arthropoda; Insecta; Coleoptera; Chrysomelidae. The record is from the annotation of a GenBank genome assembly.